GGCAGCCCUAUCCACCCACAGCUCCGUAUCCGCGACGCCGCGCGGCGCCGGAAAUGGCGGCACCCUCCCACGUCCUGCCCUUCCUCUCCCCCACCGCCACCGGCACCGCCUCCUCCGUCCGCGCCAGCCCCGCCCGCCUACGCUGCGCCGCCGCGGCCGGGCAGGCGGGCUUCUUCACCCGCCUCGGCCGCCUCAUCAAGGAGAAGGCCAAGAGUGACGUCGAGAAGCUCUUCUCCGGCUUCUCCAAGACCCGCGAGAACCUCUCCGUCGUCGACGAGCUCCUCACCUACUGGAACCUCGCCGACACCGACCGCGUCCUCGACGACCUUGAGGAGGCACUUCUCGUGUCGGAUUUCGGGCCUAAAAUCUCCUUCAGGAUCGUCGACACGCUCCGCGGGGAAAUCCGCGACGGCAAGCUCAAGUCCGGGGCCGAAAUAAAGGCGGCCCUGAAGAGGUGCAUUCUCCAACUGCUGACAAGCAAGGGCGGCAACUCCGAGCUGAACCUCGGCUUCAGGAAGCCGUCGGUCAUCAUGAUCGUGGGAGUGAAUGGUGGUGGAAAAACUACCUCCUUAGGAAAGCUUGCUCACAGAUUUAAGAAUGAAGGAGUGAAGGUAUUGAUGGCAGCAGGUGAUACCUUCAGAGCAGCAGCUCGUGACCAGCUAGAAGUUUGGGCUGAGAGAACAGGUUCAGAGAUCGUCAUCGACAAUGAUAAGAAGGCACAGCCUCCAGCAGUUCUAUCGCAGGCAGUAAAACGUGGGAAGCGUGAAGGGUUUGAUGUGGUUCUAUGUGAUACAUCAGGAAGACUUCACACAAACUAUGGUUUGAUGGAAGAGUUGGUUUCCUGCAAAAAAGCCAUAGCUAAAGCCCUUCCUGGCACUCCUAAUGAGAUUUUGCUUGUUCUUGAUGGCACCACAGGCUUAAACAUGUUACAGCAAGCGAGGGAGUUCAAUGAUGUUGUUGGAGUCACAGGAUUCAUCCUGACUAAGCUAGAUGGCACUGCGCGGGGUGGCUGUGUGGUUAGUGUUGUAGAUGAACUUGGAAUCCCAGUGAAGUUUAUUGGGGUUGGUGAAGGGAUGGAAGAUCUUCAACCUUUUGAUGCUGAGGCAUUUGUGGAAGCCAUUUUCCCAUGAAUUCGGAUUUAUGCUCCUAUUGUAAAGUUUUUUAUAGUCAUUACUUCAGCUCUUUACGUAAGAGAUAGUUGUCGUUUAUUACGCUGAGGCUGUGAGGCAUGACUAUGAAGCAGCAAAAAGCAAAACUAAGGAAUUGAAGCACAAGGCAGUUGAAGAGCUAGAUGGGCGAGUGGUAGCCGGGCCAGACAUUUAAUUCGACUGCUUUGUGCAUUGCCAGUGAAAGGGUUUAUUAUUGGAGUCUAGACCUGCUGGUCCCUUACAUAAGAGACUUGCGAACUGUACCUGAACGAUUCAGAGAAGAAAUGGUGGAGGAUAUUGAUUAUCAUCUGUUAAUAGCAAACUCUGCUGUCUUUGCAGCAUCCUUCCA
Messenger RNA from Panicum virgatum (switchgrass), 1497 nucleotides. RefSeq names its product cell division protein FtsY homolog, chloroplastic-like. The transcript has 11 exons. Gene Ontology annotation, molecular function: signal recognition particle binding; GTPase activity; ATP hydrolysis activity. Gene Ontology annotation, cellular component: membrane. NCBI's taxonomy places the organism in Eukaryota, Viridiplantae, Streptophyta, Magnoliopsida, Poales, Poaceae. The record is from RefSeq and is a predicted model, not a curated record. Gene Ontology annotation, biological process: SRP-dependent cotranslational protein targeting to membrane. Bases 54 to 1130 code for a protein of 358 amino acids.